Messenger RNA from Raphanus sativus (radish), 823 nucleotides. RefSeq names its product thioredoxin M2, chloroplastic-like. The record is from RefSeq and is a predicted model, not a curated record. The coding region runs from base 94 to 648 and encodes 184 amino acids. The transcript has 2 exons. Gene Ontology annotation, molecular function: oxidoreductase activity, acting on a sulfur group of donors, disulfide as acceptor; protein-disulfide reductase activity. Gene Ontology annotation, cellular component: cytoplasm. NCBI's taxonomy places the organism in Eukaryota, Viridiplantae, Streptophyta, Magnoliopsida, Brassicales, Brassicaceae.
UUUAAGAUAAUUUUGGUAUCUGGAUAUUAUUAUUAUAAUUUGUACACUUGGGAUUAGGAGGGUCGCUCCUGCUUCUCUCUCUCUCUCUUAGCCAUGGCUGCUGCUUUCACCUGCACCUCUCUUCCUCCGCUUUCUCUCCGUUGUUCAGAGACGAGAAUCGCAUCGUCACCAUCGGCUUCACUCUCUGCUCGUCGGCUCUUCGCCGUGUCACCAGAAUCAGGAGGAUUGAGAAUCCGUCUUUCUCAGUCGUUGACCUCGAUUCAACCUAGGGUUCCUCGAUUACGAAGAGGCGGCGUCGUCUGCGAAGCUCAGGAAACUACUACCGACAUAGUUUCAAUAGUCAACGACUCGACGUGGGAUUCUCUAGUUCUCAAGGCAGACGGGCUUGUGCUUGUCGACUUCUGGGCACCAUGGUGUGGACCUUGCAAAAUGAUUGACCCUCUUGUGAAUGAGCUAGCGCAACAGUACACCGGGAAGGUCAAGUUCUACAAACUAAACACCGACGAUUCUCCUUCAACCCCGUGCGAGUACAAAGUUAGAAACAUCCCAACGAUCUUGAUCUUUGUCAACGGCGAGAAGAAGGACGCUAUCGUAGGUGCAGUGCCCAAAUCCGCACUCACAUCUAGCAUUGACAAGUUCUUGCAAUGAGAUUGUGAGUCUGUAUUGAUCACUCUCUCUCCCCCUCUGUUUCGUAUUCUCAUUCUCUCUGUAACUUGCGCUUUCUCUAUAGCUAUCUGCUUCCGCUGUAUCUUUUCUUCAUCACUGAACAUCUAGACAUGGAUCAAUAAUACUAUAAUAUAAUAUCUCAUGUUUUUUUAUGUUA